Molecule: messenger RNA, 996 nt
Organism: Liolophura sinensis
Lineage: Eukaryota; Metazoa; Mollusca; Polyplacophora; Chitonida; Chitonidae
Exons: 6
Coding region: 1-996 (331 amino acids)
Source: RefSeq, a predicted model, not a curated record
AUGCCGUUUAACAUCAACAAUGUAGACGUCACUGUGUCCGCUAACGCCAUAUUUGGUAUCACAGCUGCUGCAGUUGGAGGACUCAUUAAUGACAGUGUACUUAAUGACCCCGACAUUCAGAAAAUCUACCUGAACACUUCAGCCAUGUUGGUUUGGGAGAUCGAGCAUGACUUCGUGGGGCGGAGGGAUUUGGCCUUGACAUACUACCCGUCUCUCAUUGAAUUCUAUUGGUUCGUGUCCAGAACAUUUUCACUGCUCCAGCGCAAAGUACACAGGACACAGUCCGUACCGGAACCACUUGAAACUGUGCGGCGGAACUUUGGUGUGGUCCUUCAAGAGCACGCCACAAACGUUAUCGUGAGCCAAGCAAAAGAGGAAGGAAGCGAAAUGGUGUAUUUUGACGACUUUCUCGGGGAUGGAGAUUUUACAGAUGAUGGCGAACCCGAGGUAAGAGGUGAGGACCGAAUCUUCACUACCGCUAUGGCUGUUAACACAUUGGUGAACACGUGGACGGUAUUUGACUACGCCAAGGGGCAGACAUCAUGGAUCACGGAAGUUCCGGCAGUUGUCCGGGAUAUUGUGAAGAAGGCAACACUGUGGUUGACUGACAAUGCCACUAGCGGAAAAUAUAAACCCUGGAAUGCUUUCUUUUCGGGCUCUUUCAAGGGUGAUGAUACUCUUCCAGUCUUGUAUCCAUUCAACCGUUUCGAGUAUCUGAAUGGCACGAAAAUCCCUCUGAACGCUACCAUUUUUUCUGAAGACGUUCUUAUCGGGUUUGAAGGGAUAGUGUCGGAAGAUAAAUAUCAGGUAAUGCUCAACCAGACUCGCUUCGGAAGACGAACGCCAAUGGUUUUUAAGGGUUUCAACUCUGGCAACAAUUCCUUUCCCUUCUGGUGCUCUGAAGCAUAUACUUACGCCACCACCAUGCUGGCUUUGGCCCAAACCAUCUCCGUGACGUCACCUGGUCAUGCGUUCAACGUCAUUCCUACGAUUUGA